AUGACAGAUGUUCUCACGGGUGAUGGUUAUCCAAAACUCGUUUAUGUUUUCAAUAAUUCUUUACCAGGUCCUGUCUUACAUGUCUAUCAAAAUCAAAUAGUGCGCGUACGGAUCUUUAAUGAUUUUACAACAGAAUCAUUGAGCGUUCACUUUCACGGUAUACGACAAGUGAAUACACCUGAAAGUGAUGGUAUUGGACGAUUAACACAACUAUCAAUUUUACCCGGAUCCAGCUUUCUACAUGAAUUUGUAGCAAUCGAUGCGGGUACAUUCUGGUAUCAUUCUCAUGUACAUUCACAAACGGCAAUGGGUCUUAUGGGCGGUUUCAUUGUUCACCCUAAAACAACGUCUGAUAGGGAAGAACAAGGCGAAUUUGUCCUUCUUCUAAGCGAUUGGCAACAUUUUUACACCAGUGAACAACAUCAUUUGCUCAUUGAAAGUGGUCAAUUCUAUCCGAAUGAUCUCGAAUCAUUAACACAAUCAGGUACAAUCGAUUAUUUCGAAGCCAUCGAUGGAUCGAGAGCUGCUGAAGCGCUUGUUACUUCAAUUCUGAUCAAUGGUCGUGGUCAAUAUAUUGAUCCACGCAAUGGAACGACGGGUUCAAGUACGACACCAUUAGAAUAUCUGAAAAUUGAUUCUGUACAGAACAAUUCCACUUAUCGUCUUCGUUUAAUCAACAGUGGUAGUGUUUUCUCGCUGAAAUUUUCCAUCGAUCAACAUCCACUAAAAGUAAUCGCUUCCGAUGGUGUACCAUUUGCACAGCCAAUAAUCGUCGAUCAAUUGAUUAUUGGUCUUGGUGAACGAUACGAUGUUAUAAUUGAUAAUUUGACGACGAUAAAUAAUACUAUUAAUUAUUGGAUUCGCGUCGAUACAAUGGACAAAAAUAACAAUACAAGAUGGCAUGGUCUAGCUAUCUUACAAUAUGCAGCAACGAAUGAAAUGCCAAUAAGCAAACCACAAAACUGUACUGUACUUCAACCAUGUCGAAUUUUGAAUUGUCCUUUCAGUCAGUAUGGUCCAAGCGAUACGGACAAAAGAACACCUUUCAUCUGUCUGACUCCACUAAAUAUGAGUACUCACGAGAAUCAUCUUGAUCAUGAUCUACUCAAUGAAAAAAUUCAAAUCAAUAUUAAGCAAAUAUUAUCAUUGACCACGGUCGAAGGUCAAGACGAUCAGGCCAGUUUUGAAUCGUUCAAUUACAUUGGUAUGAAAUAUCCAUCAAUGGCAGAACCUAUCCUUCAUAAUCCUCGAUUAGCUAGAGAAUUAUUACCUUGUUCAAAUCGAUCGUUAGGCGAGAAUUCAGGUGAAAAAUGCUAUCAUACCAUUGUUGCUCAGUACAACGAUAUUAUUGAAUUACUUCUUGUCAAUCAUGACGACGAUCAACAUCCCAUUCAUUUACACGGAUCUUAUUUUCAUAUUGUCGAACAAGGUCUGGCUCUCUUGAAUAGUACUACAGGAGAAAUCAUUGCUGACAAUCCGAAUGUGAAAUGCGACGAACACGCUGUCUGCAUCUGCAAUCAACCCAAUGCAUGCACAACAAAUAACAUGCAUCUUGUUAAGGAUACAGUGAUAUUACCAAAAGGAGGAUACAUGAGAAUACGCUUUCGAGCGCAAAAUCCUGGUGUUUGGCUCUUGCAUUGUCAUACAGAACCACAUCUCGAUCGGGGCAUGGCCAUUGUAUUUCAUAUUGCUGAAGAUCGAAUUUGA
Molecule: messenger RNA, 1707 nt
Organism: Rotaria sordida
Lineage: Eukaryota; Metazoa; Rotifera; Eurotatoria; Philodinida; Philodinidae
Source: the annotation of a GenBank genome assembly